Molecule: messenger RNA, 2061 nt
Organism: Diaporthe citri
Lineage: Eukaryota; Fungi; Ascomycota; Sordariomycetes; Diaporthales; Diaporthaceae
Exons: 3
Coding region: 1-2061 (686 amino acids)
Biological process (GO): protein secretion; Golgi organization
Cellular component (GO): Golgi apparatus
Source: RefSeq, a predicted model, not a curated record
AUGUGCAUCGUCCUCCUCACCACCGCGCAUCCCAAGUAUGCGCUCAUCGUGAUCGACAACCGAGACGAAUUCAUCCUUCGCCCGACAUCACGGCCACACUGGUGGAGCACGAGAGCUUCUCAGCAGCCUUCCAGGACGCACACGCCCGAUGUGUCAUCGCAGCAGACGGGCGUAGACGGUCAGCCGCCGAAUGGCGAUUCGGAAGAGAUUCAGCACAUCCUCUCGUCCCGAGACCUGCAGCGCGCCGAAAGGGGCACAUGGCUUGGAAUCACCAAGUCGGGCCAUUUCUCGGUGCUUACCAACUACCGCGAGCUAGACCCCAGCAAACUGUGCCAGCCGAUCAGCGGACAGCGGAGCAGGGGGGCCAUGGUCACAUCAUGGCUGGAGAACUCGGCAGAGCGCAGUGUAGGCGAUUAUGUGGAGGCAGUGAUGGCAAGCGGCGGCUGUCAGGGUGUCGGCGGCUUCUCGCUCAUCUGUGGAAAGUUGAGGCGGAGACGUGAAGGGGGUGAAGACGGGCUGGAGCCUAUGGCGAUCCUGUCAAAUCGUGCCGAGCACCCUGACCAGAUACCGUGGAUCGUUGGGAAGAGAGGCGAGACAGUUGGACUUAGCAAUGCGGCGUUUGAUGACCCUGUGGAGUGGCCCAAGGUGAAGAACGGAAAGUCUCUGGUCAACCAGGUUGUGAGCGAAGCGGUCGAGAAAGACAUGAACGAGGACGAAUUGCGGGAGAGGCUGUUCUGGGUCCUGGACCAAGACACACUGCCUACCCACCCAGGCAAGAGCCUGGAGGACCAUCUCACGGAGCUCAAGGAGUCUGUGUUCAUUCCCCUGAUAGGCGACUCGAAACACCGGGACGACAUGGUGAGAGCGGCGAGCAAUGGAACGGACGGGGCCAACCACGCCGACCCCGAAGUGCAAGAGACGCUGUCCAAGGUCGUGGGAGCUCAACGGCCGGACCCUCAAACGACGGGAUUCGCAACGGGCAUGUACGGCACGCAGAGGCAGACGAUCAUCCUGGUGGACUGGGACGGAAACGUGACCUAUACCGAGAGGGCAUUGUGGGAUUCAAAUGGCAGCGCCAUAGAGAGAGGCGAAGGAGACAUGACCUUCAGAUUCGGCGUCGAGGCCCCCGACUUCGACCCUGACUUCAACCUCGACCUCGACCACAACGAGAGGCCAUACCCAGAGCAGCCAGCCGAAAUAACCCAGGUCUUCUACUUUCUGACCUUCACCUUAAAGGAGGGUAUCCAGCAGACUGUGCACGCCUUGUUCCAGAGCCUCAAGUGCACCUAUCUGCUAGUUUCUGAGCUCCACAGACCCUAUCUCGACUCCGUCCGCGUCCUGGUUCCCUUGUGGCUGGCUGUCAUCCACGCUAUCCUUCUCGUCUUCUUUGUCCUAGCCCACAGGACUGCCGCAGACGCCAUCCAACGGCUUCACGAAUCACCGCCCACUUCCUCUCGGCUCCCGGUCUCGAAGAGUGGUCGAUUGUCUCUGGGCUCGCACAAGUCGGACUUGUACCUCACUCAGAAUCCUUGCUGCAUCUAUACCGAGCAGCCCUCAGCGUACUGGACGGGCCGCUUCAGCUCCCUGCACGACAAGUUCCUGGCCGAGUGUCUGACCACCAACAAUCUGCUGAGCAUACUUGAUGCUCAGGCCGACAGCGCGAAAGCCCGAAAUCAGCAGCUACAGCCGCAUCUACUGCGAGAAACACAGUACACCCGAUUCAACACUCGUCUCCCCCCCUCGGCCACCUCAGCCGCCAUUCUCCAACAGACCGGUGGCGGCGGCGGCCCGGGCAGCGACACAGGCGGAAUGCAUGCUGCGGAUGCUGAGCUGCUGCUGGACGACGACGAGCGAUGCAAGCGGGUGUUCGUUCAUCUCGAAGCUUUUUGCGCCACCGAUGAAGCCCGGAGGAGCUUGUUCGCGUUCCAGCAGGACUAUGCGCGCAAGACGCGCCGUGUCAAGCUCCUUCCGAGGGGUGGUACUAUGGGUGACCGCAACUGGGGCUCGUACAUAUCGCGGAUGGGCGUGAAGAGAAUCGGAAAGAGGGCAAGCAUGUACUAA